Molecule: messenger RNA, 2541 nt
Organism: Penicillium cosmopolitanum
Lineage: Eukaryota; Fungi; Ascomycota; Eurotiomycetes; Eurotiales; Aspergillaceae
Product: nitrogen permease regulator 3 family protein
Exons: 1
Coding region: 1-2541 (846 amino acids)
Biological process (GO): TORC1 signaling; negative regulation of TORC1 signaling; positive regulation of autophagy
Cellular component (GO): GATOR1 complex
Source: RefSeq, a predicted model, not a curated record
AUGUCAUCAAUCGCCCGCCCACCAGACCCAUGUCUGGUAGCGAUAAUAUUAAUCGUCCGAUCACGCACCGGCCCCCGACUCGUCUUCCACUACCCACCCAAACCGCUCAGCGAAAACCGACUCAAGACAACGACCAAGGGCGGCCGCCGCAUCUCCCGCACGCGCAGCAGACAAGGCGGCAAGAACACCGACUCGAGCUCCAGCGACGAGAGCGGCCUCAGCUCCGACGACGAGGACGAUGACCGCGAGCGCGAGCGCGACACACAGCCACCCACCCAGAAUUCGUCGAACUUCCUCAGCGGGAGCUCACAUGUCAGUGCAAGCCUCAUACCCGGUCGAAGGCCGAGCAACUUCGGGCUCGACGAGCAUGGCAUGAUCUCCGCAUCGCCGGGUGCGAUAGAGCCACAGCGACCGGGAUCACUGGGUUCUGGUCGGGGAUCGACUCGGAAGCGUGGAGGUGCAAUGUCCGAUGCGGAGGAUGAUGGGGCCUCGGAUCAGCCUGAUGGGUCUGGGUCUUCGUCGCGCGCGCCGUGGGAGUCGCUUCUAGGAUUACCGGGGAGUGUGUGGGAGAAGUUACUCAGUCCUUCGCGGUCGUGGCAUAAGCGGCGCUAUGAGGUAGGCAUUAAUGAUCUGGCAUUGAUUGGGUGGCCGGUCUUUGUGCGUGAGGAUGGGAAUUGGCGCAAGCAGCGCCGGAAGAAGAAGAAGAAGCCUCGUGCUGAAUGGGAGGGUGGAGAACUCGGUCAUAAUGAGAAUGCGGAUGAGACGCAGGUUGAGGAUGGGGUCGUUUCGCCUGACAUGGGGGCUAGCAUUGCUUCUAUUGCGGAUUCGCUGGUCUCGCCUACUGAUACUAAGCGGAACUCGAUGGCCAGUGCGAAGAUCGGGAAGACUGUUGAUGAUCAUGAUGAUGACCCGGAAGAUAAGGAUCAUAUGACGAUGUUCAAUGUCGUUUUUGUUAUGGAUCCGCCGCUGCUGGAGUAUUCUGGCCGCGUCAAGGAGAUAUAUGAGAAUAUUAUCAAGAAAUUCGCCAAGGCGCUUAAGUGGGAGCAGGCUCGCACGGGAUAUGUGUGGAAGGAAUCCCAGCACAUACUUCAAGUGCGAAGAAAAGCACGAGAAUCCAGUGAGAUCUGUGAUUCUUUUCUCUUUGCAAACUUGCAAGCUAAUGGUUCUCUAGAAACAUCCGUCCAUAAUCUCUACUCAGACUUGAUCAACCAGUCUUCUUUGGCAAGGGCUAUAUAUACGGUCUACACAAGCAUCUCAGCAUCAAAGAUCGCUUCUGUCUCGCUUAGUCCGGAUGUUUCCAUCUCACUGCAGAUCCCACCGUUGACAUCCACGCCGUACCUUGCUGGGCCGACGGAUAAGGCGUAUCCAGGUCUCUGGCUGACAACUGCAGAUAGCGCUACCCCUGUUGAUGACCCUGCUGCCGAUGAGAACAAUGCACCACAUCAGGUUCUGGCUAAGCACUUCGCACUGCUUCUGCUAGACAGCGAGGCCUCAAUAAUUAAGGAUGUCGAAGCUUCCGGGGGCACGCUAGCCCCAGCACUCGCCCAUUAUAUCCGAUGUACGAAGCCAACCAAAUCGUUCGCCCAAAUUUCCGCCUAUUCGGGAAUCCCACUGCAUACCAUCCAGAUGUUGGCCAGUCAUCUGGUAUACUGGCGCCGUGCCCGCGCCAUCCCUCCAAUCCACCAACGCGACACUUACAUCGUCUCUCCAAACUGCGACCUGAGCAAAUUAGAAAUCGCUACAAUCGCCUACCAAACAGCAUUCCCGACCCUACCAAGUCUUCCCAAGAUGCUCUCCACCCUGAGCGGCACGCCCCGCCCUUAUGGGAGUUUUAUUCCAAGUAAAGAUCACAAGGAAACCUACUUUGCCAUAUUGGCAUGGCUACUCCGCGGCGGCUGGGUGACGCAGCUCAGAACAUUUGCGCGGAUCAAGGUAACCCCAGAGGUCAAACUAGCAGUUGAAACAGCCCUGCGCAAAGAAGAAGUGGACCGAUAUCUCGCCAAGGGCAACAAUUCGAAUUCCACUACCACCGACGAUUCAGACUCAGACAGUGAAGACGACGCGUCUUCGUCGUCGUCGUCCUCCCUCGCCAGUCACGGCAGCGGAGACGAAACGCCCAUGCCAGGCCGAUACGAUGCGCAUGCCCAAUUGCGCACCUCGCAUAAACUCCUCGAUCGAUCGACCGCCCUCCGCCUCUCCUCGCUAAUUCUCUCGCCGCACCGCGCAUCACCGCUGGAAUCGCGAUGGCUGGACGAGAUCGUUGCGCGGUUCCCGGACAAGCCUGGACCUGGGCAGCAGAUGAUUGGAAUGAGCCCGGAUAUUGCGCCGAAAGAUUUGCAGACUUUGUUGAAGAAAUACUGGCCGGUGUUUUUGAAAUAUUUUAAUGGUUCGGAUGCGUUGGAGAAGAUUCCCGUUCGCGAGAGCUUGAAGCGUAAACUUGUUUGGCAGGUUCUUACGCGGUUGGGGUUUGUGACGGGGCCGGUUGGUUCGCUUGAGCUUGAUGCAAGAGAGCAGGUGCUUGUCGGGGUGCGACACUGGUAG